UCUCCUCCUUCAUUACCCCUAACAGCAGAAAGGUCCGCAUAGCGCACUCAGCAAAAGAAGUUUCACAACCUCUACCUGUACUUCAGUUCAACCGAUUAUCAUGUUACAACGUGCAGCGCAGUGGAAGCCCCUCUUGCAUCUCAUUCAGAAGGGAAAGGGAAGCAGAGACUCAAAGAAUGAUAGUCUCGCUAGAGAUUUCAGCAUGUAUCUUGGUCGAAAGGAUUACUCUACCAUAAUUCUGAAUGACCAGAUGCAACACCUCUUAAGCUCUGCACGGGAUGUCCUUCUCAACAGCAAGAAUGGCCUGAGACAUUUAGCGACAAUGACCUUUGGAGAACAUAGCCCGGCUGCAGAAGAUCUUUUAGAUAGGAUGAACCAAAUCACGACGUAUUUGCGAUCCUAUCCUCCUGACGUCAGGGUACAUACCAUGGACUCCUAUGCAGAAACCCAAGACCCCACCACUAUCCCUCGCCACCAGCACCUUUCUAGUAUACCUCCUUGGCAAGCAUUGUCUGUCGAGACGAGGCGAACCUUACCCCUUGAGUUUUCGUUAAGUAUCACCCUCUACGAGCUGUUCCAGAGGUCGUCUACUACCAAUAGAAAUCAGAGUCUCAUUUGCCUGUUCUUGACGAUCACUAUCAUUCAUGAGCUUGCUCAUAUAGUGAUGUACACCUUCGCCUCACAGGAUACCCCAGUAAAGUUUUAUGGGAACGUGCCAUUAAAGGCUGAUGCUGAGAAAGGGGAGGCAGCAGCCAGUCUAGAGAGGGUGAUGUUUGGGGGGGAAGUAUUUCUGGCAACCCCAUCUAGUUUCACCAUCGAGACAGUUGACCCCUCCCAUGUUAUCAUACUUGUGGCAACAGAAAGUAAAGAUAAUUGGAAAGUUCUCGAUAAAAGUAUCGCCAAUCUGACAGACAUUGUGUCUGGUGACUGGAGUCACAUCAGCAAUGUACCAACACAGCCUUUUCCAUCUGGUUUCUCUCUCGUGAAACCGAAGUCUUCAGAUGUAAAAUCCUCUUCACCCCCAGCGCCAUCAUCUUCCUAUGGUGAUUAUGUUGUCUGGGUACCUCCGUCAAAUAUUCGUGGGGUAAAAUAUUGAUAGGCUCAGGGAAGGGUGAUUUCAUUAUUUGGAAGUCGUCGGGUUUGAGUCCAAGUCGGAGUGUGCUGGGAUGGCAUGGUGGAGAGCUUCUACAUGCAUUCUGAAGUGUCCUUGAGAUUCUUCUGAGCCUGGAGAUCCCAUCUUUUUUGGAGGACCUUCGAAAUGAGACACAGAAUUUCCCCUCAUCGUUUUGCACUGCGUUCAUAGUCAUUCUUCAACCCAAUUCAUUCAUACGAGCCCUGUCAAUAAUAGUGGAAUCAAACUGUUAUCUUAUACUUUGC
Messenger RNA from Suillus fuscotomentosus, 1377 nucleotides. RefSeq lists its product as uncharacterized. Bases 101 to 1096 code for a protein of 331 amino acids. Lineage: Eukaryota; Fungi; Basidiomycota; Agaricomycetes; Boletales; Suillaceae. The record is from RefSeq and is a predicted model, not a curated record. The transcript is spliced from 4 exons.